Molecule: messenger RNA, 300 nt
Organism: Dermatophagoides pteronyssinus (European house dust mite)
Lineage: Eukaryota; Metazoa; Arthropoda; Arachnida; Sarcoptiformes; Pyroglyphidae
Source: RefSeq, a predicted model, not a curated record
AUGAGAGGCGUCGCUCUAAUAAGCGGCGGCAAGGACUCCGUUUUAUCGGCGCAUUUGGCGCAAGCGUGGAACGUAGAGGUCGCAUACGCGAUUCACUGGUGCCCAAAAAACCAAGACGAGACGCGCGACUCGUACAUGUACCAGAGCGCGGGCUCGCAAGUGGCGCAGGCGAUCGUAAGCGAGUCGGCGCCGCGGCUGUUGCGGCUGAACGAGCAGAUCAAACUGCAGCUGUGCGGCGAGGGCGGCGAGUACGAGACGCUGGUGCUCGACGCGCCGCUGUACCGGAAGAAGGUGGACUAA